AUGUUGUUUAACAAUACAACACUAUACACCUCAAUCUAUUUUUAUCUAUCUAUCUAUCUAUCUAUCUAUCUAUCUAUCUAUCUAUCUAUCUCUUUCUGUCCACAUCUAUUUAUCUCAUUCUGUUCACAUCUAUCUAUCUAUCUAUCUAUCUAUCUAUCUAUCUAUCUAUCUAUCUAUCUAUCUAUCUAUCUCAUUCUGUUCAUUAACUAUCUAUCUAUCUAUCUAUCUAUCUAUCUAUCUCAUUCUAUUCAUUAUCUAUCUAUCUAUCUAUCUCUCUCUCUCUCUCUCUCUCUCUCUAUCUAUCUCAUUCUGUUCAUUAUCUAUCUAUCUAUCUAUCUAUCUAUCUAUCUAUUCUCUUCUAUCUAUCUAUCUAUCUCAUUCUGUUCAUUAUCUAUCUAUCUCAUAUCUCAUUCUGUUUCUAUCUAUCUAUCUAUCUAUCUAUCUAUCUAUCUCAUUCUGUUCAUUAUCUAUCUAUCUAUCUAUCUAUCUCAUUUUGUUAAUUAUCUAUCUGUAUCAGUCAAACAAGUUGGAUUCUCCAUUGUGAAAGUUUAUUCUUCUUCUUCUGUUGUCUCGUAA
Molecule: messenger RNA, 576 nt
Organism: Acanthosepion pharaonis
Lineage: Eukaryota; Metazoa; Mollusca; Cephalopoda; Sepiida; Sepiidae
Source: the annotation of a GenBank genome assembly